This is a messenger RNA of Peromyscus eremicus (cactus mouse), 3202 nucleotides long. It is a transcript of the gene Znf385b, whose product is annotated as zinc finger protein 385B. Lineage: Eukaryota; Metazoa; Chordata; Mammalia; Rodentia; Cricetidae. The coding region runs from base 380 to 2005 and encodes 541 amino acids. Gene Ontology annotation, cellular component: nucleus. Gene Ontology annotation, molecular function: zinc ion binding; nucleic acid binding. The record is from RefSeq and is a predicted model, not a curated record. The transcript is spliced from 12 exons.
CGCUACCGGCCGCUCAGCCCGCGCUCCCGCUGGGUCGGACAGUUCCGGGGGCCGCGGCGCAGAGCUGUCGCCGGCGCCACCGCCCCGGGCUGCCGCAGACCGCGGGAGAGCGUCUGCGCGAAACCCCAGCGCAGCCCUGGCGGGAGCGCCGCCUCCCAGGCACCGGCCACAGCCCCCCGGCCUCGGGAGCCGCUGUCCCAGCGCACCCGCCGCCCGCGCGCAGAGAUGCUCUACACUUCAAGCUUAUCGAAGAUUACAUUGAUAUUUAUGGGCUAAUCUGGAAAUUUACAAACAGUUUGUUUCACUACGUCUACAAGAAAAUAUGUGCAAAUUCCAGAUGGCUGGCUUGUAAAGGGGCUUUUAGAACAUAAUUCAGUUUAUGAAGUACUCCUUAAGCCCUGACAACCAUUGUAAAGAUGGAAUUAUGAAUAUGGCAACCUUCCUCCGGGGCUUUGAAGAAAAGGGGUUAAAGAGCGACAGGCCCGGGGACCAGUUCAGUAAAGAGAAAAAGAAGAUUCUCUUCUCCUUUUGUGAUGUGUGCAACAUCCAGCUCAACUCGGCGGCCCAGGCCCAGGUCCAUUAUGACGGCAAAUCCCAUCGGAAGCGGGUCAAGCAGCUGAACGAUGGGCAGCCUCCGCCCCCAGCCCAGGGCUCAGGGCCACCGCUUGCCAGCUCUUGCCCUUGCCCCGGCACGAACACCAGCACAGAAAAUGAAGGCUGGAGCCAAGUCCCGGUAGCACUGUACAUCACACUGGCCACAUCCUGGAAGUUUUGUUUAUCCAACUUGGUUGCUGGUGAAGCCGCUGAAAUCCCUGCCAGGAUGUGGAGUGGACUCCCUAGCAGAGGCAGUGCAUGCCACAGUACUACCCUUCCUGCCCUGGUGCGCACACCCACCCUGAUGAUGCAGCCUUCACUGGACAUCAAACCGUUCAUGUCUUUUCCAGUGGACAGCAGCUCUGCUGUGGGACUCUUUCCAAAUUUUAACACAAUGGACCCUGUGCAGAAAGCAGUCAUCAACCACACGUUUGGAGUCUCCAUUCCCCCAAAGAAGAAACAAGUGAUUUCCUGUAACGUCUGCCAGCUUCGUUUUAACUCAGAUAGCCAGGCCGAGGCCCACUACAAAGGAAGUAAACAUGCCAAGAAGGUCAAAGCACUUGAGGCAGCGAAAAAUAAACCCAAAAUGGUUCCUUCCAAGGACAGCGCAAAGGCUAAUCCCAGCUGCUCCAUCAGGCCAAUCACAGGCGACAGCUCUGACAAAUCAGAAGACAAAGUGAAGUUGAAAGCCACCAGUUCCAGUCAGCCCUCAGGCUCUGAAGGAGGCUCCUUUCUCCUCAAAUCUGGAGCCACGCCCCUGCCACCGGCGGCCAUCACUUCUCCCUCCAAGAGCACAAACGGCGCUCCGGGGUCUGUUGCUGAAUCAGAAGAAGAAAAAGCCAAAAAAUUACUCUAUUGUUCACUAUGCAAGGUGGCUGUGAACUCCCUGUCACAGCUGGAGGCACACAAUACAGGAUCUAAACACAAGACCAUGGUUGAGGCUCGUAAUGGAGCUGGUCCAAUUAAGUCCUAUCCAAGACCUGGGUCAAGAUUAAAGAUGCAAAAUGGCAAUAAGGGUUCAGGACUCCAGAAUAAGACAUUUCAUUGUGAAAUCUGUGAUGUCCAUGUUAACUCAGAAAUUCAACUCAAACAGCACAUUUCAAGCCGAAGGCAUAAAGAUCGCGUGGCAGGAAAACCGAUGAAGCCGAAAUACAGCCCUUACAACAAGCUCCAGCGGAGCCCAAGCAUUUUAGCUGCAAAGCUCGCAUUCCAGAAAGAUCUGAUGAAGCCUCUGGCCCCGACUUUUCUGUCCUCGCCCCUGGCGGCUGCAGCUGUGUCCACUGCGCUGUCCCUACCGCCUCGGCCAUCUGCCUCUCUCUUCCAGGCCGCAGCCAUCCCUCCUGCGCUGCUGAGACCUGGCCACGGGCCCAUCCGGGCCACUCCUGCCUCCAUCCUCUUUGCCCCUUACUAAAUACUUGCAGCCCGCAACAGGCCAGGCCAGUGGAAAGGUGUAGAAGGAAAGCCCAAAGGAUUCAGCAAUGUAAGCCUUGUGUGUGACUGUAAGUACCCCACCCACCCUCUGACAAAGCGCAGGCCACCGCCCAGCCCAACCUCCAGCGACAAACAGAGACCAGGCUCAAGGGCGCUAAUCCCCUAUUUCCCGUGUCCCCUCCGUCCUACCCCAGCCAAUUGGUGUAUCUGAGAUACUUAAGUUUCUUGAAACUAUAUUGAUCAGAAAAAGAAAACCGACCUCUGUAUUCCCAUGGACGUGAUCUGGCUUAGAAACAAAAUGGAAUCUUCCUGACAGACUUGAACGGUAGACUCUUCCUCGGAUGUCUGUAAAUAACUCCGGAAUCCAAGCGGGCAUAUUCUAGUGUGGAACAAAAGCCCAUCGCAAGUGCUUAAUUGUGGAUACCAUCUUCCCCAUGGAUCAUGGCGUUUUUCUUUUUGGUGUACUAGUGUCCACAGGGAUUGUGUACUGUUCUAGACCUGAGUACUGUUGUAUCCCGUGUAGUACUAGACUGUAACUCUUGUCGAAUUAAACUUUUUUUUUUACUGCUGUGUAAUUGUUAGGAAGCAAAAGUAGCUUUGAAAUUUUUUCUCUUUAAGAGAACAAAAGAUAAUGUAUUUUCUUUAUUUCGUGUUUUAUUUGGAGAUAUUUAAAUGAAAUAGAAAGCCAUAUAACAUAGCUAUAAUUACUACCUGUUUGCUAUUUUUGUUUUAACUUAUUUUUGUAGCACCCUCACUGGUUUGAGUUGCUAAGCAAAUGUGUACAGAAACAAAAAGAGCUUCCUAAUUGCACAUUUUGGCACCUUCUGUACAUCUGCAAGAAGACAAUGAAUCCGUGUAUUUCCAUAUAAUGAUCUUCAUUUUCAACUUUUGUUUUUCAUUUGUAAUGAUGCUACAUAAUUCUGUGGCUCUUUGAUGCAAUAAUGUACAGAAGAUAUAUAAUUUAUAAUUGAACAAUCUGUCUUUCUGUUCAGUGACUACGUCAUAGGUCAUGUGACCAUGCCCUGCCCGACAACCCCCCCCCCCAAAAAAAAACAAAAAAACUGAUGUUAAGAAGACUGGAAUGUUUGUGAUAUCAGGGGCAAGAGGUAUCAUAAAACAACAUAUAGAGUGAACUCUUUUUGAGGGCCUAUAUCUGCAAUCUGUAAAUGGUAAAAUG